GCGGAACAUUCCAAGCCAACUCUGUGAACAGUGAGACGCGUGCGACUGUGAAUUGUCAAGACUCACAGGACCAAACUUCUUCGGUUUUGGUGCUUACCGCGUUCAGCAAUGCCGCAAUCAUACCCGUUCUGGCUCGGAGGCAUCGGCGCCUCCAUGGCCGCUUGCUUUACGCAUCCGCUGGAUCUCACCAAAGUGCGGAUGCAGUCCGUUGAAGCAACGGCCCCCAACCCUUCUAUGAUUUCUAUGGUGCGGACCUCUUAUCAAAAAGCCGGGCUUAGGAGUCUCUACGUCGGAUUGUCCGCUUCUAUCCUCCGCCAAAUGUCCUACAGCCUUGUCCGUAUCGGUACCUACGAGGAGUUCAAGAAGCGUCUCCAGAAUCGUGGAAAUCCCUCGGCUGCUACACUUCUUUUUGCCGCUAGCAUUGCCGGUGGUAUUGGUGGAGUGGCUGGAAACCCUGCAGAUGUCAUACUGGUACGUAUGACUAGUGACGUCCUCCGACCUCCAGAAAAGCAGUACAAGUACCGAAACGCGAUCACGGGUCUCAUGUCCUUGAUCAAGGAAGAAGGUGUCAAAGGCCUUGCCAGGGGCCUGGGUACGAACACGACGAGGGCGGUCCUGAUGAAUACGGCACAAGUUGGAUCCUACGACUUCUUCAAAACUUCCCUCCUUAAAACUCGCGUUCCUGUAUUCGAUUAUCAGUUUAAGGAUAAUUUCUUCCUUCAUGUUGUGGCAAGCCUGGCUGCCGGUACUUGCGGAACUACCGUGACUUCCCCCGUUGAUGUCAUUCGAACUCGAAUCAUGGGCUCCAAUAUAAAGUCAUCUCCCGUAGGGGUCUUCCUCAAAUCGUUGCGUGAGGAGGGUGCCCUCUUUAUGUUCAAGGGAUGGACGCCAGCGUUCAUCCGCCUGGGACCAAAUACUGUCCUUAUGUUCGUAUUCUAUGAGCAACUCAAGCGUGCAUGGUCUGCCACCUUCCAUUGAACAGUCGUCGCUAAGGAAUUUCACCUACCAUCUAACAUAGAUAUCCUGCAUGCUAGAUCUUAGAGUUAUCAUCUUAUUUAUGUCACAUACCUGUAGUAGUAUACAUUGUCUUAGUAUACGUAGAUACCACUUUAGAAAAUUU
Coniophora puteana RWD-64-598 SS2 is the source of this 1120-nucleotide messenger RNA. RefSeq names its product mitochondrial carrier. Gene Ontology annotation, cellular component: mitochondrial membrane. Lineage: Eukaryota; Fungi; Basidiomycota; Agaricomycetes; Boletales; Coniophoraceae. The record is from RefSeq and is a predicted model, not a curated record. Gene Ontology annotation, biological process: succinate transmembrane transport; malate transmembrane transport; thiosulfate transport. Gene Ontology annotation, molecular function: malate transmembrane transporter activity; oxaloacetate transmembrane transporter activity; sulfate transmembrane transporter activity. The transcript has 11 exons. The coding region runs from base 109 to 978 and encodes 289 amino acids.